Motacilla alba alba is the source of this 4853-nucleotide messenger RNA. RefSeq names its product succinate-CoA ligase GDP-forming subunit beta (gene SUCLG2). The record is from RefSeq and is a predicted model, not a curated record. Gene Ontology annotation, biological process: tricarboxylic acid cycle; succinyl-CoA metabolic process. The transcript is spliced from 11 exons. Bases 1688 to 2986 code for a protein of 432 amino acids. Gene Ontology annotation, cellular component: mitochondrion; succinate-CoA ligase complex. Gene Ontology annotation, molecular function: succinate-CoA ligase (GDP-forming) activity; ATP binding. Lineage: Eukaryota; Metazoa; Chordata; Aves; Passeriformes; Motacillidae.
AAGAUGAGGAUUUAAGUGUUUAUCCAACUAUUUCAUCAUAAACCACUGAAUAAAUAAUGUUCAGCAUAAAUAAUGCCUCCAUAUAAUGCUAACUCUGCAUGCUUUAAUAUAGGUGAAUUUAAUAUGAACUGUUGUAAAAUUGCAAGGGUAUCUCAGCCACUGCUCAAUUUUAGCAUUUUUUUUUUCAAACCAUGAUUGUAAAUGGACAAUUUGUGUGAGCUAUUUGGUUAACUCUCUAUUACUCAUAGGUGGAUCAUCCAAAGUGUGCACUAACAGAAACAGACAAGGAAAUGCUCAACUGAGGCACACAGCAAGUGUAUCUGCAAAGCCCAGGCCAUCUGACUGUUGAGUUUACUUCAGACUGUAGACAUGGUACACCUGUGUCCACACCAGCCCUAAGUCAUUCCUGAUGGAUGGAACAAUCUUCACAAAUCUGGCUGCUGGGACUCACUUUCAUGAAACCUCUGCUCAGACUGUGAACUCAUGCCAGAUUUUAAGUCCAUGUGAUGGACAUAAAGCUUUAUGGUCUUUGCUCUUCUGCUCCAUCCCCCAAGAGGGCCUGAGUUUAGUGUCUCAGGUUUGGCAUUCACUCACAGGUUUCAGAUUUGUUUAGGUUGGAGCAGAUCACUGAGAUAUUCAAGUCCAACCUGGGACCAAUCACCACUUUGUCAAGUAGAGCACAUCACCAAUGCCACAUCCAGUCCUUUGUUAAAAACCUCCAGAGAUGGUGACUCCACCACUGCCCUGGGCAGCUGACUGUAACACCUGACAACCCUUUUAGUGAAAAAAAAUUCUCCUAAUGUUAAACCUGACACUGACACAUUUUACCUGUGGAUGAAGAAGAGAGGCAUUUUAUGGAGCUCAGAUUAAAGUGCCUAUGAAGAGUCAGCUGGAUUCCCUGAGGCCUUAUUAGGGUUUAUUAGAUUGGGAUAAUUUGAUAUUUCUUAACAAAAAACAAAAGACCUUUUAGUCAUGAAAAAAGAAGUCGGAACAGCCUCCAGCAGUGCAAGGCUGGCACCUCACGCUUCCCAGGCACUGCGCUCAUCGCUGCCUGCAUGCUCCCAGGCACUGCCUUCUCCUCAGAGCCCUUCCUGCUCCGGCCACCGCACUGGGCCCCAGUCCCAAACCCAGCCGUGCUGGGCGCACUCAUCUCAAACACACUUUCACGGGUAGGGCUGGAAGGGACCACAGCGGCUCCUCUGGUCCAGCCUCCCUGCUCAAGCCGAGUCACCCCAGAGCACAGGGCACAGCUCCGGAGCAUCCCCAGCGAGGCAGGCUCCACACCGUCCCUAUGCAAUCUGUCCCGUGCUCGGUCAGUGUUCAGCGAGGAAGUUCUUCACGUUCAGGCGAAACUUCCUGGGCAUCAGCUCCUGUCCAGUGCCUCUUUGUCGUAUCGCUGCGCACCACCGAGCGGAGCCCGGUCCAUCUUCUGGAAACCUUUAGACAGUUGCACACAUUAACGAAAUCGCCUCUCGGUGGUCUCUUCUCGAGGCUGAACAAGGCACAACUCCCUCGCGUUUCCUAGUCAGAUAGAUAACGUAUCCUCGCUCACAGGGGCCUACGCCGCUCCCCGCCGCCCCGGCCUCCCGCAGCCCCUCACGGCGCUCCCGGGGCCCCGCCCGGCCCCUCUCCGCCUCCGCCGGGGCUUCCGCCCGGGGCGCGGGGCAGGGCGGGGACAGCGGGGAAGAUGGCGGCGCCCUUGGCCGGGCAGGCGGGGGCCGUGCUGCGGGACCUGGCCCUGCGAUCCGCCCGCCUGCGGCCCCAAUUCCCGGCUGUUCAAUUAACCCCCAGACGAUGGCUCAACCUGCAGGAGUACCAAAGCAAAAAAAUAAUGGCAGACCAUGGGGUUACAGUUCAGAGAUUCUUUGUAGCUGAUUCUGCAAAUGAUGCCCUGGAGGCUGCUCAGAGACUGAAGGCAAAGGAAAUUGUUCUGAAGGCACAGAUUCUGGCUGGAGGGAGAGGGAAAGGUAUUUUCAAUAGUGGAUUGAAAGGAGGAGUUCACCUAACUAAAGACCCUAAGACUGUUGAACAGCUUGCUAAACAGAUGAUUGGGUACAAUCUGUCAACCAAGCAAACUCCAAAGGAUGGUGUGACAGUUAAAAAGGUGAUGGUUGCAGAAGCACUGGAUAUUUCCAGGGAAACAUACUUUGCAAUUCUGAUGGACAGAGCCUGCAAUGGACCUGUCAUGGUUGGCAGUCCACAAGGUGGUGUGGACAUAGAAGAAGUUGCAGUAACUAGCCCAGAACUUAUCUUUAAGGAGGAAAUAGAUAUUUUUGAAGGUAUAAAGGAUCAUCAGGCAUUGCAGAUGGCAAAAAAUUUGGGAUUCCAAGGACCUUUGCAGCAGCAGGCAGCAGAUCAAAUUAAGAAGCUGUAUAAUCUCUUCUUGAAAAUUGAUGCCACUCAGGUUGAAGUCAAUCCCUUUGGUGAAACUCCAGAAGGGCAAGUUGUUUGCUUCGAUGCCAAGAUAAACUUUGAUGACAACGCAGAAUUUAGGCAAAAAGAAAUAUUUGCCAUGGAUGACAAGUCUGAAAAUGAGCCCAUAGAGAAUGAAGCUGCCAAAUAUGACUUAAAAUAUAUAGGACUGGAUGGAAACAUUGCUUGCUUUGUCAAUGGAGCUGGACUUGCAAUGGCAACAUGUGAUAUAAUAUCCCUGAAUGGUGGAAAGCCAGCCAACUUCUUGGAUCUGGGAGGAGGCGUGAAGGAAGCACAAGUCUAUCAAGCAUUCAAACUGCUGACUGCUGAUCCAAAGGUUGAAGCAAUCCUUGUGAACAUAUUUGGUGGGAUUGUGAACUGUGCCAUCAUAGCCAAUGGUAUCACCAAAGCCUGCCAAGAGCUCGAGCUCAAAGUUCCUCUGGUGGUCAGACUGGAAGGAACAAAUGUCCACGAAGCCCAGCGGAUUCUGAGUGAGAGUGGACUCCCCAUCACAUCUGCCAAUGACCUUGAGGAUGCAGCAAAGAAGGCAGUGGCAAGUGUGGCCAAAAAAUAACACCUUGAAGGUUAUUCUCGUGGAAAACUUGUGUUUCGCAAGGUAUCAUUCCUGCUGUUGUUCCAGAGGAUUAAUGGAGUUCUCCCAAGCAGAGAUCAGGCUUGGGGGACUUAACUGGAGAUACCUGGCCAACCCAGGCCAUAGCUUGCACGUUGGGCUUCAGAAAUUUUGCAGCUACAAUCUUCAAAAGUUUGUAUGUGUUCGUCUAAUUUUGAUAAUUUUGUUAGUCACAACUGUAAUCAGUAAUACUUCACUCCCUAAAGUUCUUUUUUGUCUCUCCUUCCAAAAUUGUCACUGUUAAACUCAUGAUGAGACAAAAUAAGUAAUAAUUGACUUCUGUCAACAGAAUUGUUCUUUAAUCAAACACUUUUAGGUCACCUAUUUCACGAUAUUUUCUUUUGUGUUUUUAUAUUGUAAAGAGUCACCAAACUAACUGUGGCUUUAUAUUUUUUAUGGACUUUUGCAAUAAUGUAAAAAGCUGUGCUUACAAUCCUAUUUUUUAUUCAAAUGAAUGAUGUUUAUUUACUUUUUUUGGAAAUCACUGGCUUUGCCUUAAGAGGAUUCUCUUUUGUUGAUGCCAAUGGAUACCUCACAACAGGAGAAGGGACUGAGUAGCUGGUAGUGAAAGGAACUCCCACUCUUACCGUGCCUAUAAACCACUAAAAUGUGAUUCAUUUCUUUUCUGCUUUUUGGAAAUGCCCUGCUGUAUUUCCAGGUGUAGCAAUGCCAUCCAGGGGGCUCCAGGAGGAUGUUUCUGCCACUAAGGAAAUGGCUGCUAACUUUUUAAAAUAACCUCUUUGGUGAGAAUGUCACUGCUGUGAGGUUUUAAAGAAAGAUGAGAAGCUGAAGCAGUUUUCUCUCAGGAGCAUGGAGAAUUCUUCAGCUGAUUUGACUUCCAACAACCAUUUCUAAUUUAUUGGGAAUAAAACACAAAUGAACUUUUCGAUUUUUAAAGUAUUUGACUUCUCAGGCAUCAGUAAAAGUAUGUAUAAGAAAAAAAAACCCUAAGUUUCAGUAUUCAGAUAUUGACCAAGAUUCAUUUUGAUUAUAUACUCUUUUGUAGCAGUCAAAAUUCAAGCUGUUAGUUACACAAAUCAUUCAUUCAGGGAACAGAGGGCAAUACUAAAGAUCUUGUGUAACUAAAGAACUUUGUACAAAUCUCACUCUGCCCAGGAAUUAUGUGCUAUUAUUAUUAUUAUUAUCAUUAUCAUCAAUAAAUUUGAACAGUGAACAAAUGAGGGGAUAUUAUGAUCUGGUCUUGUAAAUGGCAGAAAUAUAAAAAUUUGUGAAAUAAAUUCCUAAUUGUGGUAUUUUUGAGCAGCUCUAAUCAAUACCGCGUUCUGCUUAGAAAAAUGUAAAUAAAUUUUUCUUGACAUUUCCAUUAAAACUGUUACAUUCAAAAUAAAUUAUCUGCACUAAUCUUUGGCUCUUGACACAAAUGGUGCAGAUAGGUUGCUAUCAUCAAUUCCUGCAGGUUUUUCCUUCUCCAUUCCUUUCUCUACAUAUUGCUCAAGGAAAAAAUGUGUGACCAUUAGAACAGCAAUAAAUAUGCCUCUAGGUCUGUAGUUAUUGACAGAAUGAAGGAGAAGGGUAUCCUUAGCAGCUUUCUUGAAGGUGCAUAAAAGCCACACUGCUCUGAAGGAAGAAAUGUUUACCUCACCACAAUAAAUAAGAGUCACACUCUAUUUUAUAUAUUUUAAUACUGGAAAGUUAAGAUUCUGUGGAAGAACUGUUUGUGCAAUGUUGUCACACACUGUGUCCCUAACUCUGGUCUCAAAACCAUCCACUGUGAGUACACAAUUAUUAUAUUAUGCAAAGAUUAAUACUGUGUACACCAUUUUGUCAAAUAAAUGUAAAAAUGAACAUG